This is a messenger RNA of Choloepus didactylus (southern two-toed sloth), 9538 nucleotides long. RefSeq names its product DENN domain containing 4C (gene DENND4C). Gene Ontology annotation, molecular function: protein binding. Gene Ontology annotation, cellular component: cytoplasmic vesicle. The coding region runs from base 349 to 6219 and encodes 1956 amino acids. Gene Ontology annotation, biological process: regulation of Rab protein signal transduction. The transcript has 33 exons. The record is from RefSeq and is a predicted model, not a curated record. Lineage: Eukaryota; Metazoa; Chordata; Mammalia; Pilosa; Megalonychidae.
GGGGAGAAAAAAAGCAAAAGGGAACAGAAACAUGGCCGUCAGCUGACGGGGCAGCCGCGCCACACGCAGCUCCUAGCGACCCGCAGCCCACCCGGUCCGCGGCCUCCGGUGAGCCGAGGCGCUGGCGCGGUUACCACUCGCUGCAUGCGGCGCCCCUCGAGACCGAACCCGUGAGGCGGCGCAGGCGCAGAUCGGGCCGUGGCGGCGGCGGCGGCCACUGGAACUAGUUCCCGGCCUGGCCGGGCAGAGGGCGCGCAGGCCGCGAAGCCGGCGCUUUCAUGCCUUAGGCAGGGUCUGUUCUGGGGUGGCGCUGAAGGCGGAGCGGCAGCAGGAAAUAUAAUAGCAGCCAUGAUAGAAGACAAAGGGCCAAGAGUGACAGACUACUUUGUUGUAGCAGGUCUUACUGAUACAUCUACUCUUUUGGAUCAAGAAAUAAAUCGUUUAGAUACUAAGUCAAUUGGACCUAAAGCUCCAAUUACAGAUAUUGCUGUUAUUAUCAAAUCAGCUGGGGAGACAGUCCCUGAAGGUUACACCUGUGUUGAAGCCACUCCAUCAGCUCUCCAAGCAAACUUGAACUAUGGAAGUCUGAAAAGCCCAGAACUUUUCCUCUGUUAUAAGAGAGGGCGAGAUAAACCACCCCUUACCGAUAUUGGAGUUUUAUAUGAAGGGAAAGAGAGGCUUAUGCCAGGAUGUGAAGUGAUCCAAGCCACGCCUUAUGGUCGCUGUGCCAAUGUCAACAAUAGUUCAACUACUUCACAAAGAAUCUUUAUCACUUACCGAAGGGCUCCUCCAGUUCGACCCCAGAAUUCCUUGGCUGUAACUGAUGUCUGUGUUAUUGUAACCAGUAAAGGAGAAACCCCUCCUCAUACCUUCUGCAAAGUUGACAAAAACUUAAAUUGCGGAAUGUGGGGUUCCAGUGUGUUUCUGUGUUAUAAGAAGUCUGUGCCUGCUUCUAAUUCAAUAGCAUAUAAAGCUGGUUUAAUUUUUAGAUAUCCAGAAGAUGACUAUGAGUCAUUUCCACUCUCAGAAUCUGUACCUCUCUUCUGCCUUCCUAUGGGAGCUACUAUUGAAUGCUGGGAUCCCCAGACCAAAUACCCACUUCCAGUUUUUUCAACUUUUGUCCUGACAGGCUCCUCUGCUGAAAAGGUAUAUGGAGCUGCCAUCCAAUUUUAUGAACCUUAUUCUCGGGAACUUCUAACAGAGAAACAACUUAUGCAGCUGGGCCUGUUGACACCUGUGGAGAGAAAAAUUGUCUCUAAAUCCAUCAAUUCAAACAAAUGCAUUUGUUUACUUUCACAUUGGCCUUUUUUUGAAGCUUUUAGAAAAUUUCUUAUGUUUAUCUACAAACUUUCUGUGUCUGGACCACAUCCUCUUCCCAUUGAAAAGCACAUUUCACAUUUUAUGCAAAACAUCCCUUUUCCUUCACCACAAAGACCAAGAAUCCUUGUACAGCUGUCAGUCCAUGAUGCCUUAAUUUUAUCACAGCCAGUUUCUACACCUUUACCACUAAGUGGAGCCAACUUUAGCACCUUGUUAAUGAAUCUGGGUCCUGAAAAUUGUGCAACACUACUGCUCUUUGUUUUACUUGAGAGUAAAAUUCUGCUGCAUUCUCUUAGGCCGGCUGUGUUGACUGGGGUUGCUGAAGCUGUUGUAGCUAUGAUCUUUCCAUUUCAGUGGCAAUGUCCAUAUAUUCCCCUUUGCCCUCUUUCACUGGCGGCAGUGCUUAGUGCACCUUUACCAUUUAUAGUUGGAGUUGACUCAAGGUAUUUUGAUCUUCAUGACCCACCACAAGAUGUUGUUUGCAUUGACUUGGAUACGAACAUGGUAUAUAUAUCAGAUGAAAAGAAGAGCAUGAACUGGAAGCAGCUUCCCAAAAAGCCAUGCAAAAAUCUACUUAGCACCUUAAAGAAAUUAUAUCCUCAGCUAUCUUCAGUUCACCGCAAAACUCAAGAAGGUUCAGCAGUUGAGAUGACUCCAAUUGAAGCAGAUUUCUCCUGGCAAAAGAAGACGAUGCAACUUGAAAUGGAAAUUCAAGAAGCAUUUUUGCGCUUUAUGGCAACUAUUUUAAAAGGAUAUAGAACAUAUCUCAGACCAAUCACAGAGGCCCCUUCAAAUAAAGCUACAGCAGCUGAUUCAUUGUUUGACCGACAGGGGUUUUUGAAAAGUCGAGAUCGUGCCUAUACAAAAUUCUACACCCUUUUAUCGAAAACACAGAUUUUUAUUCGUUUCAUUGAAGAGUGCAGUUUUGUAAGCGAUAAAGAUACUGGAUUUGCAUUUUUUGAUGACUGCAUAGAAAAGUUGUUUCCUGAUAAAGGCACAGAGAAAACAGAUAAGGUUGAUUUUGAUUCAGCAGAAGAUACCAAAUUGAUAGAACUAGAUGAUUCACAGAAAAGUGAGCACACUGUGUUCAUAAUGCCACCAGAGCCACCUCCUGAUGCUGGAGAGGAACUGUCACCAAAAUACAGUUACAAAUACUUUCCAAGACUGGACCUUAAGCUUUUUGACAGACCACAGGAGCUGAAACUUUCUUUUAGUAGACACCCUACUGGGAAUAGUAUUACAAACAGUCCAGCUCUCAUGGCUAAGAGAACUAAACAGGAGAUAAAAACAGCUCAUAAAUUGGCCAAGAGAUGUUAUACAAAUCCACCACAAUGGGCCAAGUGUCUCUUCAGUCAUUGUUACAGCUUAUGGUUCAUUUGUCUCCCAGCCUAUGUUAGAGUUUCUCAUCCUAAGGUUAGAGCACUUCAGCAGGCAUACGAUGUGCUUAUUAAGAUGAGGAAAACAGAGGUGGAUCCACUAGAUGAGGUGUGCUAUCGAGUAGUAAUGCAGCUUUGUGGACUUUGGGGCCAUCCUGUUUUAGCAGUGAGAGUCUUAUUUGAAAUGAAAACUGCUAAGAUAAAGCCAAAUGCUAUUACAUAUGGUUAUUAUAAUAAGGUAGUUUUGGAGAGCCCGUGGCCUAGCAGUAACCGUAGUGGUAUCUUCUUGUGGACGAAGGUACGGAAUGUGGUGCGUGGUUUGGCACAAUUUAGGCAGCCCCUUAAAAAGACUGUGCAAAAGUCGCAAGUAUCCUCAAUAUCAGCUCUUCAGCAUGCCACAAGUGGAAGUGACGGGGACACGCUAAGCCACGGUAGUGUGGAUAGUUCUAAUGAUGCUAACACUGGGGAGCACACAGUCUUCGUCAGAGAUUUAAUCAGGCUUGAUUCCAUUGGUAAUCACUCUAGCACAGGUGGUCAGUCUGACCAAGGCUAUGGGUCUAAGGAUGAACUGAUAAAGGAUGAUGCAGAAAUUCCUGUGCCUGAAGAACAAGUAGCAAGAGAAUUGAUAACUAAAACAGAAAUGCAAACAAAAGAGUUGUAUGAUGUCUCUGCCAUUGUGGCAAAACAUUCACAACCCAGUCCUGAGCCACGGUGUUCUACUGAACCUUUUGCAUGGAGCAGCAGUAUAGUGAAAGUUCCAUCUGGUAUAUUUGAUGUAAACAGCAGGAAAAGUAGCACUGGUAGUACAUUGAAUAUGCUAUUUUCUACUCAGGAGCCAAUUGAAGAUGCAGUGUUUGGUGAAGUUACUAAUCUCAAGAAAAAUGGUGAUAGAGGAGAAAAAAGACAAAAACAUUUUCCUGAGAGAAGUUGUAGUUUUAGUUCUGAAAGUCGAGCAGGCAUGUUGCUUAAGAAGAGCAGUUUGGAUUUGAAUUCAAGUGAAAUGGCCAUCAUGAUGGGAGCAGAUGCCAAGAUUCUGACAGCAGCAUUGACAUGUCCUAAGACUUCGCCACUUCAUAUUGCAAGAAUGCAGAGCUUUGAGAAUGUUAACUAUCACCUAGCUGAUACACGGACUUAUUUGUCUGAAAGCACCUGGGAGUCUGAACACAGAUCAUCUCCAGUGUUAGAGAUGCUUGAGGAAAGCCAAGAGCUCCUAGAGCCUGUGGUUGAAGAUAAUGUAGUUCAGACUACAAUGACAAAGGAUACAUAUGACAGUCCACAAAGUGAUGGUAAUAGUAAUCAGUCUAGAGACUUGAACGCAGGAUCCAAAGAUCCAAUAAAUAAGAGAAGUAGUUUCUAUGGUGUUGUGAAAGCUAUUGAGAGAGAAGAUGUUGAAACUGGACUAGAUCCUUUGUCUCUUUUAGCCACUGAAUUCACAGGAGAAAAAACUCCCGAUUCUGAAGAUAAGAUGUUUUCUCCAGUUAUUGCACGUAAUCUAGCUGAUGAAAUUGAAAACUAUAUGAAUCUAAAAAGUCCCCUUGGUAGCAAGUCUUCCAGUAUGGAAUUGCACGGAGAGGGAAUCAGUGUUACCACCGUUGCACUUGUUCACCCUUUAGAGAGGAGAUCAAGCCUUCCUGUAGAUAAUGGUCCAUCAGCACAGGAAAAUCCUGAAAGUGAAAAAAGCUCUCCUGCAGUGUCUAGGUCUAAAACUGUUACUGGGCGUUUUAAGCAGCAAACUCCUUCUCGGGUUCAUAAAGAGCGUUCAACUUCCUUAUCAGCACUGGUGCGUUCUUCGCCACAUGGUUCAUUGGGUUCUGUAGUAAAUUCUUUGUCAGGGCUAAAGCUUGAUAACAUACUCUCAGGCCCCAAGAUAGAUGUCCUGAAAUCUGGUAUGAAACAAGCAGCAACAGUAGCCAGUAAGAUGUGGGUAGCUGUUACAUCUGCCUACAGCUAUUCAGAUGAUGAGGAGGAAACUAAUAGAGAUUACAGCUUCCCAGCUGGCCUAGAAGAUCAUAUUUUGGAUGAGAAUAUAUCUUCUAACAUGUGUAUCUCAGGGUUGGUCCCCAGUGAACUUACCCAGAGCAACACAAGCCUUGGCAGUAGCAACAGCAGUGGAGAUGUAGGAAAACUGCAGUACUCAACAGGUGACGUUCCAUUUCCAAAAGGCAUUAAAGGGCAGGACUUUGAAAAAUCAGAACAUGGUUCUUCUCAAAAUACCAGCAUGUCUAGCAUCUACCAGAAUUGUGCAAUGGAGGUUUUGAUGUCAAGUUGUUCACAGUGUAGAGCUUGUGAAGCUUUAGUUUAUGAUGAAGAAAUUAUGGCUGGAUGGACUGCAGAUGAUUCAAAUUUGAAUACAACGUGUCCGUUCUGUAAAAGCAACUUCUUGCCUCUUCUCAAUGUAGAGUUUAAAGACUUGAGAGGCUCUGCAAGCUUUUUCUUGAAACCAAGUACUUCUGGUGACAGUUUACAAAGUGGCAGCAUUCCAUUGGCAACUGAACCCCUGGAGCACAAACCUGUAUCCUGUUCAACAGAAGCUGAUUUGAUCAACUUUAUAGAUUUCCCAAAACAUAACCAGACAAUAAAUGAAGAAACAGUCUCUCCAGUUGAAUCAAGUAAUGAACUACAAAAAGCCAGUGGAGAUGUCCAAACUAUGAAAAUUUCAUCUGUGCCUAAUAGUUUAUCAAAACGAAGUGUAUCUUUGACUCGAAGUCACAGUGUUGGAGGCCCCUUGCAAAAUGUUGACUUUUCCCAGCGACCAUUUCAUGGCAUUUCAACAGUUAGUCUUCCAAACAGUUUGCAGGAAGUUGUGGAUCCGUUAGGGAAAAGGCCAAAUCCUCCCCCUGUUUCUGUGCCCUAUUUGAGUCCCCUGGUACUUCGAAAAGAACUGGAAUCUCUGCUAGAAAAUGAAGGUGAUCAAGUGAUUCACACAUCCUCUUUUAUCAAUCAACAUCCAAUCAUUUUCUGGAACCUGGUUUGGUAUUUCAGACGUUUGGACCUUCCUAGUAACUUGCCAGGACUUAUCCUCACCUCUGAACAUUGUAAUGAAGGUGUACAGCUUCCUCUGUCAUCUUUGUCCCAGGAUAGCAAACUUGUGUAUAUUCAGCUGUUAUGGGAUAAUAUCAACCUUCAUCAAGAACCAGGAGAACCUAUGUAUAUUUCAUGGAGGAAUCUUAGUUCUGAAAAGAAAUUCUCUCUCCUGUCAGAAGACAAACAAGCAACAAGCACUUUAAUAGAAACCAUCAGGCAGAGUAUUCAACAUAAUGAUGUUGUUAAACCCAUCCACCUUCUUUCACAGCAAAUGAAGCCAGGUGUGAAAAGACAAAGGAGUUUAUACAGAGAAAUUCUCUUCUUAUCAUUAGUAUCUCUUGGGAGAGAGAAUAUUGAUAUUGAGGCUUUUGACGUUGAAUAUGAAUUUGCAUACAAAAGUCUAUCUUCAGAGAUUCUUGAACAAUUGCAGAAAAUUGAUGCUCCACCAAGUGACAGUGUGGAGUGGUGCAGAAAGUGUUUUGGAGCGCCUCUCAUUUAAAUAAGAGAUUCAUUAGAAUCUUCACACACAGUGUCAGGGGAAUAGAUUCAGUGUUGAAACAUUCAAAGUUUUUUCAGAUCCUAAGAAUUGGAGAAACCCGAAAUGAGCUAACUCUUGGGGACAACAUAUAAUGAAUUGUAAUUCAUACUGAAUCAUCUCACAGUGUAAAAUGCCAUUAAAAUGCCCCAUGGUUCAUUGAUGUUGAAGACUUGCAGCUUCUAAACUGUUUCUCAGCCUCUGUUGAAAACUGUUUUUGUAUUCCUCAGUAGCUGUACUUUGAUACAGACAAUGAGAAACCAUACUCAGUGUAGGUAUUUUGUUAAUAUAUAUUUGAAGCUAUUGGGUUUGGGAAUAGCAAAUUAACGUAAAUUUGCCUGGUCUCCAAGCAAAUGAAAUAUCUCAAUUAUAAGAGCAAUCAUUUGUGAAUCUGUGUAUAUAUGUGUGGCUGUAUAGGUAUGUAUAUGUACAGCCAUAUUAUAUGUAUAUUUAUUGAAAUCCUUAGAUUGCAUGUUGCAAUGCAAUUUUCUGAAAUUUUCUGAAAGGGAUCUCACUGACUAUUAAAUAAAUGGCUACUACUAAACUGGCUUGUAGUCAUGUAUCUCAAAAUUACCUGAAAGCCUAAUGACAACUGCCUUGCCUCCAAUUAUAAAUUUAAUAUAUAUCUUCACCCUUUAUAUUGUGUCUUUGCUUAAUAUUUUGAGUAUUUUUACUUCCUUCUGUCAUUAUUACAAUACUAUGUUAAUUUUUGACAGCUUUAAAAUUGGAAUAAAGGAGCUAAUCAGAUCAUUUAAAUUAAAUUGGCUUUAUGGUUACAAAAUUAAUGGGAACAUGGUUAAAAGGCAAAGCAUGUAUUGUAUAUUGUCUUUCGUCCCAGAAUCUAUGUUCAGGCACAUAAAUCCUUGUUAUUGGUUACUUUUUUUAAAACCUGUGGGAUAAACUUGCACUGCACACCAGUUUUAUUCUUGUAUAUUUAGAUUUGUAUGCUUGUGAGUAAAAAUAUGCAUUUGUAAAUAAUUUUUUAGGUUGAAUCAAGUCUUAAAACUUUUAACACACUUUGAGCUUGUUGCCAGUAGGUUUAAGAAUAUCAUGACCUCACAUUGCCUCACUUUGACACUUAUCAUGCUUUUUUAAAAACAUCCCUUAGGAACAGGAAGUUUGCCUUAACUCAUUCUCUCCAUGAUUUAAAAAGCCAAAUGAUUUGUGUGUGGAGAUGGUAUGGUUGUUAUUUGUUAAGGUGAAACUGCUUUUACAGCAAUUAUGCAGAUGACUAAAUCACUUGUAGAAGAAACUGACUUCCAGGUGGUACUAUUUAACAGCAAACCUCUCCCUACCAUCUGGUGUAACCUAUUUAAAAUUGUCGUAUUAGUCUUGCAGCAUUUCAGGGUUAAUCUGACCUAUGCAGAAUUCUAGUUUGUUUAUUGUGAAAGUGGUAAAUCAAAGAUUCGUGAUAAAUUAUAUGCAAUUCUCGUUACCUUCAAAAUGGAUGCUUUACACUGUCUCAGCAUUUAUUUUUGCAAUUUAAGACUUGAUCAGUUUUAAUACUUAAGAGACCUAACAGUUUAUCACGAAUUUGCUGUUAGACUGGAAAGCAUAUAAAACAAAUUGAGGUUGAAUAAAGGAAAAAAUUCUAAAGUUUACUGUGCUUGUCUCUUAUUACAUAUUUAAGGCUCUUGAAAUACAUAGGAUUUGAACCUUUCUGCCCUUCAGAAUUCCAGUAUUUUCUGUUCUGUUUCUUCUCUGUAUUCUUCAUAAGUUGGACUAACUUACUUAACCAAAGCAUUUCUAGCUUUAAAAAAAUUAUUUAAUGAAGAUCUCCUUAUACCUUUAAUAUAUGGCUAUAUCAGUUUUAACUACUAGUGAUAAAAAAUGUAGCAAACACCUGUUUUUAACCUCAGUAGUGGCACCAACUUCAGCUUUCAAAUUUGAAGUUUUCUAAUAACUUUUACUGUCUUCUAUUCAAGAAUGUCUGUAAAAGUUCUAAUAAAUUAGCAAGUCAUCUCAUUGCUCCCUUGCUAAUCUAGAUCUGAAAAUUUGCUUAUAUUUGAAGGCUUGCUUGCUUGCUGCUGAAUCCUGCUUUAAGACAGCCUGUUUACAUCUUGGAAACCUUUACCUGCUGCUGCCAUUUAGACAUAGAGGCUGACUCCUUUUAUUAAAUUGCUUAAAUGUUUCUUUCCACAACUCACCACAAAAAGGGUACCAAUGAAAAUUUAUAGCAAGAAAAAUACAGAUCAUCUGUAUGGGGAGGCAUUAGUAACAGAGGAUUGAUCCUUUUUUUAAGAAAAUCUUCUGAAAUAGUUAUCCCUUUUUUGAAAAAUCAUUAAGUUCUAAGCCUUCAUAUAUCAGAAUUUAUGAGGUAGAAUAGUCUAAGCAGGCUAGAUUUGUCCACUAACUUCAAGUGGCUGCACUCCUUGAAGUUAGAAAGCAUGAUGGUUCGGUUUUGAUGUAGGCCACACACCAGCAUUUUGGCUUUUAAGUUACCCCAUGGUAGUCAGCACUUUGUUUCGGGUAACUUAACCUGUUGGUUUUGUGAGUUCAACAACUUCAAUAUACAUUAAUUCCAGUUACCAUUUUUUAUGUAUAUAGUGUACCAACUUCAUAACAUCAGGUAUAAAAAGCAAUGUGGGUCUUUUGCUAUAUUUAAGAACCUUGCUACUCAAAAGUGUGGUCCAGGGACUGGCAGCAUUAGCCUCACCCGGGUACUAGAAAUGUAGAAUCUGGAACCCCACUUGUGAACUACUGAAUCACAAUCUGCAGUCUAGCCAGAUCUCCAGAUUCAUAAUGCAUAUUUGAGUUGUGAGCACAGCUUUAGUCUCUAUACACAUUCUAGCUUUUUGGAAGUUUCACCUGGGAUGAAAUACAUAGUUCAGCAAAUAAGCUGCUUUACGUCUACCUUAAAGCCUCAUGUGCCUUCUUUUUAAGACCCUACUAGUCUGUAAAUGCUAGAAUAAAGUUAAGUAGGCUGCAUUUACUGUAGAAAUUACAUGAUACAUAAAGUAGACUACUUUUUCUUUGUGCAUCCUUGGUUGGUGCAAUUUUUUUAAAUAAGCACAGGCAACUCCUUUUCAGAGUGAGAGAGAGGGUAAGAGCAUGAAUAAAUUAACAAUUCACUAGAGUUGAAAAGCUUUCUGUUAAUGCAUUAAAUUUGCACUGGUUUUAAAAGCUUUGUGAACUGUUUAAAAAUGGUAUCCAUUAACUAUGCUUUAACAGUUUUUUUUUUACAUAUGACGAAUGUCCAUCUUCUCAAGGGCACUUUCAUGUUAUUAAAUUUUGUAUAGAUCUUAAGAAAAUCUGUAUUCCUCAAAAUAAACUGUAUAAAAGA